AUGCAACUUAACAGAGGUAACUUUCUUCAGCUAUUAGAUUUCCAUGCUCUUGGUAGAGAAGAUGUGCAAAGAGUGGUUGGGAGGAAUGCUCCAAAGAAUCUCCAACUCAGCUCUCCAAAGAUUCAAAGAGAUCUUAUUCAUGCCAUGACUUGUGAAACGACUAAGAAAAUCAUUGCAGAGAUUGGGAAUAAUUUUUUCUGCAUAUUGGUUGAUGAGACUCGUGAUAUAUCAAUGAAAGAGCAGAUGGCUAUUGUUUUGCGUUAUGUGAAUUCUGAUGGUUGUGUUAUGGAAAGAUUUCUUUGUACUUCUCAUGUGCGAAAUACUAAAGCUUUGACAUUGAAGCAAUGCUUUUGA
Messenger RNA from Linum tenue, 354 nucleotides. The record is from the annotation of a GenBank genome assembly. Lineage: Eukaryota; Viridiplantae; Streptophyta; Magnoliopsida; Malpighiales; Linaceae.